AUGGAGGAGGGACGGACGGAAGUUAUACGAAAUGAUCGGGUGAAGGCGGGUGGUAAGGUGGUAAAUAGCGGCAGGAAAGUGCAGACGAUUGCCGAAGACGAAGAUGAAGAUCGGAGUGUGCCCAAAUACGUGGCCCGCUACGCCCCUUACACGCUUGGCUUCUACGGCUACAUCCCUGCCGACGCCCCUGAGUUGCCGGCCUACAAGCAAUACGACAAGAAGGCUGCUUCCUACUGGCACGGGUUCUACCAGAACAACAAGGCCAACUUCUUCAAGGAUCGGCACUGGCUCACGCGAGAGUUUCCUGCGCUGGCCGACAAGGAAGGAGGGCAGAAGGUGGUGGUCGAGCUGGGGUGCGGGGUCGGAAACACGAUAUUCCCUCUGCUCAAGGAGAACGCGCACCUGUUCUUCUACGGGCUCGAUUUCGCGCCGUCUGCCAUAGAGCUCGUCAAGAGCAAUCCCGAGUACGAUGAAUCGAGAUGUCAGGCGUUCGUCUGCGACAUCACGGAGGACUCCGCUUGGCCGAGUCAGAUCAAAGACAACUCUGUUGACUUGGUCACCAUGAUCUUCGUUUUGUCCGCCAUCUCACCAGAGAGAAUGGCCAACGUCGUCCGCAACAUCGCACGCAUUCUCAAACCUGGAGGCGUGGUCCUGUUUAGGGACUACGCCGUUGGCGACAUGGCCCAAAAGCGCUUCGAGAAGGUGGAGGGGCAAAAGAAACUGGGCCUCAACUUCCACGUGCGAGGGGACGGCACACGAGCCUACUACUUCUCCAAGGAGUUCACGGCCGAACUAUGGGGUGAGAUGGGGUUCGCCCUCGACGAAAACGACUACUGCCAACGGGUGGUGACCAACAGGAAGCAGCAGGUGGACCUCAACCGCCUCUUCCUGCAGGGCAAAUACCGCAAACAGUGA
Acanthamoeba castellanii str. Neff is the source of this 915-nucleotide messenger RNA. Its product is annotated as methyltransferase domain containing protein. Bases 1 to 915 code for a protein of 304 amino acids. The record is from RefSeq and is a predicted model, not a curated record. The transcript has 10 exons. Lineage: Eukaryota; Discosea; Longamoebia; Acanthamoebidae.